Messenger RNA from Engraulis encrasicolus (European anchovy), 4241 nucleotides. RefSeq names its product PR domain containing 1a, with ZNF domain (gene prdm1a). The record is from RefSeq and is a predicted model, not a curated record. NCBI's taxonomy places the organism in Eukaryota, Metazoa, Chordata, Actinopteri, Clupeiformes, Engraulidae. The transcript is spliced from 7 exons. Gene Ontology annotation, molecular function: RNA polymerase II cis-regulatory region sequence-specific DNA binding; protein binding; DNA-binding transcription repressor activity, RNA polymerase II-specific. Gene Ontology annotation, biological process: regulation of transcription by RNA polymerase II; cell fate commitment. Gene Ontology annotation, cellular component: nucleus; cytoplasm. The coding region runs from base 198 to 2777 and encodes 859 amino acids.
UCAGAGCAACAACACACACACAGACGCACACACACACUCACACAGAGAGAGAGACACUCACUGGAGUUGGAGUUAGAGCGGAGUCUGGAGUAUUGCUGGGAUUUGAGAGGGAGAGGGGGAACUGCACCUGUCCCGUACCCACCACACACAGACACGCACGCACAGGGAAGCUCUCAAGGGAAAUACCAGCCGGCUCUAUGUGUGGCUGGGACCAAGGUUUAUCGGUUGCCUCUCAGCAUAGCCAAGCCAUGUUGACCACGGACGGGGCACCACACACAGCCGACCGCGCCACCAGCGACAGCAGCAACGAGAAGAAGAAGAUGGACGUCUACGAGGACGCCGACAUGAGCGCCUGGACGGAGGACGAAUUCGAGGAGAAGUGCACCUACAUCGUGAAGGACCACACCUGGGAGGGGGGCCCCGAAGCCCACCCGGAUCUCAGCCGCGCCGAGGCCUCGCUGCCCCGAAACCUGGCCUUCAAGCACCCAGCAGACUCUAAAGAGGUGAGCGGCGUCAUCAGCCGAGAAUACAUCCCCCAAGGAACUCGAUUUGGCCCCCUAGUGGGCGAGGUGUACACUGCAGAGAAUGUGCCCAAAGACGCCAACAGGAAGUACUUCUGGAGGAUCUACUCAGAGGGCAAGUUCCACCACUUUGUGGAUGGCCUGGAUGAGGACAAGAGCAACUGGAUGCGCUACGUGAACCCAGCGCACUCGGAGCAGGAGCAGAACUUGGCGGCGUGCCAAAACGGCAUGAGCAUCUACUUCUACACGGUGAAGGCCAUCACCGCCGGCCAGGAGCUGCUGGUCUGGUACUGCCCCGACUUCGCCCGACGCCUCCACUACCCGGCCUCCGGCGAGAUCAUGAUGCAGAAACUCAAGCAGAGCCUGAUGGAGGCCAAGCAGCAGGUGACGGAGGAGGUGGUGGCGGCCAAGAGACCCGUGAAGAUCGAGCACAGCGUGUCGGAGAUCCUGAAGGGCACCAAGCGGGAGCCCAGCCGGCCCCUGGCCACGCGUCCCCACUGCCCCGCCAGCCCCGAGCGCCCGCUGUACCCGCGCGCCCUCUACCCCAUCCGCCCGCACCCGCACCUGCACCUGAGCGAGGAGCUGCUCCUCAAGGCCAGCCCUCCGUUCGGCUACUCGGCCUGCUCGCCGGGACAGUCCUCGGCCACCACCGCCAGCCCCAGCGGUCGCAGCAGCAGCCCAGAGAGCAGCCCCACGCACCGCCGCAGCCCCGCCGACACUGCCGCCUCCCCACCUAACGCCACCGGCGCCCUGCCUCCCGAGGCCUCCCAUCGUGACGGCUUCCCCACCGCCCCCUUCCACCACCCGGGGUUCUACCCGGGGCGUCGUCUGGGGCCGUUCCCCGGGGGCUACCACUCCCCUGCCGGGUCGCUGCCCUCGCUUCCCUUCUCCUCCUUCUCCGGCCCUCAGUAUCCGCACUACCUCCUGCCGCCGUACGGCCCUCCGCCCUCCGUGGGCAGCCUGCUCCACCCCCACCCCCGCGUGGGCGUCUACCCGCUCUAUAGCAGCCUGCUGCCCCCGCAGCACCCGCACAUGCCCCUGCCCCCUGGCAUGCUGCCGUCCGAGGCCACUGCAGUGGCCGCCGGGCGUCGCUUCCUGAUGCCCCCCGCCGACCCGCAUCACCCACAUCAUCGGGACUUCCUUGUGCCCGGGCCCACCAGCGCCUUCUCCGCAGCGGCCACCACCCCCAAAGACAAGCAGGGGGCGCACCACCCUCGCGCGCCCUCCAGCGGCUCCCCCACGGCAGGAGCAGCAGCCUCCGGUGACAGGCUACCCACCAAGCCCACCUCGGCACUGCUGGGACACUCCGGGCGCUCCAUGUCCCUGGCUGUGGAGGAGGAGGCCAUCAACCUGAGCAAGAUGAGCAAGCGCAGUGGCGGCGGUGGAGGCUCUGGCGCUGGGUACAAGACGCUGCCUUACCCGCUCAAGAAGCAGAACGGCAAGAUCAAGUACGAGUGCAACGUUUGCAGCAAGACCUUCGGCCAGCUGUCCAACCUCAAGGUGCAUCUGCGUGUCCACAGUGGCGAGAGACCCUUUAAGUGUCAGACGUGCAGCAAGGGAUUCACCCAGCUGGCCCACCUGCAGAAGCACUUCCUCGUCCACACUGGCGAAAAGCCCCACGAGUGCACGGUGUGCCACAAACGUUUCAGCAGCACCAGCAACCUGAAGACGCACCUGCGCCUGCACUCGGGCGAGAAGCCUUACUCGUGCAAGAUGUGCCCGCAGAAGUUCACGCAGUUCGUGCACCUCAAGCUGCACAAGCGUCUGCACACGCGCGAGCGGCCCCACAAGUGCCCGCACUGCCACCGCAACUACAUCCACCUGUGCAGCCUGCGCCUGCACGCCAAGGGCUACUGCCUGGCGCCCGGCGCCGCCCCUCCGCCCGCCCCCGGCCUCACGCUGGAGGACCUGGCGCGCCUCAACGAGGAGAUCGAGCGCUUCGACAUCACGGACCAGGCCGACAAGCUGGAGGAGAUGAUGGAGGGCCAGGGCCUGGACGCCGAGUCCGAGCAGCAGAUCAUGGCCAUGCUGUGGCGCGAGCUGGACAUGAAGGUGUCGCCCUUCCACCACCUGGCACCGCCGGCUGCCAUGACGCUCCCUCCCCCUCCUCCAUCGCACUCGUCCCCAGGCUUCAGCCCGUACCACCAGCCCAGCAGCGGCGAGGUGUCCGUCAUCAAGCUCCGUCGGCACGGCAGCCCUCAGCCCCUGUUGCCCAUCACGGUCAAACAGGAGACUGUGGACGCCAUGGAGUCCUGAACUGUCUGAACUGUACUUGUACCCAUCCGUCCACCACCACCACUACUUAGUCAAGUAACCACUGAGACACUCCCCCUCGCACAGACAAGACACGUGUACAAGCACACCCAUCUGACCCCUCUCAAAGCCUGGCUUCACUGACUAUACAUCCAGGUGCUUUGACGGGAGAAGGUGGCAUUGACAAAAAUGCAUUGUUUAAGUUAUUUCCCUUUCUUGCUUUUUGAUUGGUUGCUGGCAGCCGGGGCUUGGGUUCUGCCUUCAGGGACUUCCGUACUCAGGGCUCAUAGACACUGUCCAAAGACUGCACACAGUUGUCCUCUCCGCUGUGCCCUACACUUACCACAAAGACAAUCAGAAACGUUUCCUUAAUUUCAUAUGACUAUUUUAUUAUUAUUAUUGUUAUCAUUGUUGUUGACCUUGUUGUUGUGGUUGUUAUUAUUAUUAAUAAUAUUAUUGUCUUGUUUUUUUGUUUCACUGUAGUAUGUAACCUCCUUAAUUUAUUAUGCAAUUUUUGUUGUCUUUUGAGAGCAAUACUUGGAAAAUAAUGUUUACAAUGACUGGAUAAAUUCAUUGUAAUUGACUAUUUACUUAUUUUUCUAUGUGACUGUCCUUCUUUUGUAAAUAUGUUUUCUUCUCUCUGCCUGUCUUAGCUCUGUCACGUUUGUCCUAUGGCACAGAUGGGGCGCAUCCUAGAGUGGAUGUUUUUUAUUUUAUUUUUUACUUUUUUUCAAGUUUCAAAAAAGAAGGAAAGGAGUGCUCUUCCACUGAAGUUCUUUUGUUUGUGUGCGCGUGUGUAUUUUCUUUUGUUUCUUUUUUUUCUUAAUUCAGGCCAAAGGUGGACAUUUGAAACGUUGUAUUUCUGACUUGGCUCCACAUCAAAAGGAAAGACAGCUGUAAUGCAUGCUCUUAGAGGAUUUGUUUUGUUGUUCACAAGCUCUACGUACUCUGGAUGAGGCACAUUGUACAUAUGUCUUUAAACAACAGUUACCUCAGUGUGUGUCCGUGCGGGUGUGCGUGAGUGAGAGAGAACAAAUGUGUGUGCGUGAGUGAGUGAGUGAGUGUGUGUGCAAAUGUAUGUGUGUGUGUGGGUGUGAAAUUCCAGAAGGAAGAAGAAGUGAGAAGCACAUAUGAUAUUUAUUGCUUUGCUUACUUGAAGAUGAUGAUAUUAAACAAAAAACCAAAAUGUUCUGGAGUGCAGCUCUCCAUUAUGGCCCAAAGAGCAAGAGUUGGUUCGUUCAUGUGUCCGACAAAGAUCAGCUCUCCCAUCAUUCAUAAACCUCAACAACAAAGAAGGCGUGAGAGGGGGAAAAACGAACAUGUAAAACCUCGAAUGGGGUGUGUACCAAAGUUCCCACUCAUUCUUUCUAUGUUUGACAACACCAAAAAAGGACUAAAUUAUUGAAAAGCAAAACCGAGAAAAUAAUGUGUGUAUAUUAUGAAGUUUUCGCUCUUUUUAGUUGUUUU